AUGGGUGCAAUCAUGUCCGCCUUCACACUCUCCCCGCUAAAGUACGGUAAAGCAAUCUCGGAAGCGUACCCACCUAAGCCUAAGUGGUCGACGGAAGACAUAGGUAACUUGACGGGCAAAGUCAUCAUCAUCACCGGUGCCAACACUGGGAUUGGCUUCGAGUGUGCACAGACUCUUGCAUCGCAUGGCGCCAAAGUAUACGUCUGCGCUCGGUCGGAGCAGAAAGGAUUGGACGCAGUCAAGCGAAUCACGGAAAAGAUUGGUGGUGAUAGCGGACUCAAAUCGGGGCAAGCCGACUUCCUACUCCUAGAUCUGGCCGAUUUGCAGAGCGUGAAAAAGGCAACCGAUGAAUUUCUAAAGAAGGAGAGCAGGCUAGAUGUGUUGAUGAAUUCCGGUGGUGUCAUGAUGCCUCCGGCAGGCAGUGUCAAUGGCGCUGGAUUGGAGCUCCAAUUUGCGACAAACGUAUUGGGACACUUCGCUCUCACACGCUUGCUGCUACCAACGCUCCUGCAUACGGCCAAGACAUCCGAAAACGGGACAGUUCGUGUGGUCAACGUAGCGUCGUCCGCAAUCAUGAUGGCUCCUUGGGGAGGUGUCAAGCUCAACAACAUCGAAGGAAGCUCCCAGAUGCAAAAUUAUGGCCAGUCGAAACUGGGAAAUAUCAUCUUCUCCAACGAGCUCGCGCGCCGCUAUGGCGAUUCCGGCAUCUUGUCGGUGUCGCUGAACCCAGGUAACAUCCAGACAGAGCUAUGGCAACACCAGAAGUCCUUCUUCACACCGAAUACCUUCAUACACAAGUAUCCGGUAGCAAUGGGCGCGCUCACUCAACUGUAUGGAGCAACGUCGCCGGAACUUACCAAAGCGGACUCCGGCGUGUACUUGUUCCCCUGGGCACGCAAAGGAGAGGCUCUCCGCAAGGAGGCUUAUGAUGUAACCUUGGGAUCGCAAGUAUGGGACUGGUGCGAGGAGCAGAUGAAGGCGGCUGGUCUAUAG
Sparassis crispa is the source of this 993-nucleotide messenger RNA. RefSeq lists its product as uncharacterized. The record is from RefSeq and is a predicted model, not a curated record. The transcript has 9 exons. The coding region runs from base 1 to 993 and encodes 330 amino acids. NCBI's taxonomy places the organism in Eukaryota, Fungi, Basidiomycota, Agaricomycetes, Polyporales, Sparassidaceae.